Molecule: messenger RNA, 1838 nt
Organism: Manis pentadactyla (Chinese pangolin)
Lineage: Eukaryota; Metazoa; Chordata; Mammalia; Pholidota; Manidae
Gene: LYRM1
Product: LYR motif containing 1
Exons: 5
Coding region: 355-723 (122 amino acids)
Cellular component (GO): mitochondrion
Source: RefSeq, a predicted model, not a curated record
GGCUAGAUUUUGAAGUUGAGUGGAGGCUCGAGACUACCCCCGACCUGGAACUAAUGCUCCCACAGAUCUGAUCGGUGGUUUGGUCCGGCCUGGCUUACCCGACCUGCCCGAGCUCUGCGCGCAGCGGCUCAGCGGGGCUGCGGGCGCCGCCUCCUCUCAGCUCGCCAAAGGCUGCGGCUCUUUUGUGGGUGGGGAAGGCAGAACUGACGCAGAGUGGAGAAAAGCCAACAAGGAAGGGUUCUCAGGAAGGAAACGGCAAGAAGGCCAGGUGACUGGAGCAGAAAGAACAAGGGCCAGAGUGGUCUGUGAUGGAGAAGUGUCAGGGCCUGAUCAAGCAGAGCCUUGUAGUCCAAGAUGACAACAGCAACACGACAGGAAGUUCUUGGCCUCUACCGAAGAAUUUUCAGGCUUGCGAGGAAAUGGCAGGCGGCAUCAGGGCAGACGGAAGACACCAUUAAAGAAAAACAGUACAUAUUAAAUGAAGCCAGAACGCUGUUUGAGAAAAACAAAAAUCUCACAGACACAGACCUGAUUAAACAGUGUAUAGAUGAAUGCACAGCCAGGAUUGAAAUUGGACUACAUUACAAGAUUCCUUAUCCUAGGCCAAUUCAUGUGCCUCCAAUGGGCCUUACCCCACUACGAGGCCGAGGAUUUAGAAGCCAGGAAAAACUGAGGAAACUUUCCAAACCAGUAUAUCUCAAGUCUCACGAUGAGGUUUCCUAACCCAAAAGAAAAUUUAUUUCUCAGGAUGAUGAGCCAACUUGGUCUUGAAUAUAAACCAGAUGACAAAACCCUUUUCCUUGAUUAGGGGCAAAAAUUCAGAUAUUUUCUUAAAAACCUCCAAAAUAUUGGUACUCACCCUACGAUGUGUGCUCACACAUCCCUACAGUUGGCCAGGAUCUUGCUGCCAGAGUGGACAGCACUAACCCUAAAGUCCUGGACUUUACACCCUCACUGAAGCACCAUUUGGAAACAAGACAAAGGCCUGUAGGAGGAAGACUAAAAAACGACAGUUUUUCAGGGGAAUGCCAUUCACUAGACAUGCCAGCUGACACACAGAAAUUAGCCAGAUACUGGAAUUUCUCAUGGCUACUCUAAAAAUAUAUACUACCCUCAGAAUAGUUUUAGACAUUUUUUUUUUCAGGUUACAGAUUUGCUUGAAAGUGGGAGUUUUUUGUGUGUUUUGUUGUCUUUGCACCCUUCCAGCUUCCAGAUAAGCUCACCUUAAAAAGUGCAUCACUAUAGGUAUGUUCACCAAUUUUGAUGAUGGUUUCAUGGGUAUAUACAUGUGUCAAAACUUGUAAACUGCAUGUUAAUUAGCCUCAAUAAAGCUAUUUAAGAAGUUGUGAAUAAUUGUCCAAAAAAUACAAAAAAAAAAAAGUGCAUCACACUGGACUGAUCAUGGGUUGUCAUGGGGAUUUUAUGAGACCCAUCCCUGCCCCUGAGAUAUAUAUACACAAAAGCACGUCUUAAAUUCAUAUGUUACUUUAUCUUAAAUCUGUGAUUAGUUAGGUUGAACUAAGGAUCAGAAAGGCUCACCUGAAACUCACACUACAUGCAUUAUGAGUAUUUUACCUUAAUAUAAUUAGAAAGUACCUGGGCUAAGCUGGCUUUCAAAUAAUGUUUAAACAGAAAUGGAACAAAGAGAUCAAAACACAAAGGAUUUACAUGAAGAGUCAGCUGAGGUUCCCAAGGCAAGUCAUUUGUACACAGCAUCAUUCCCUCUUACCUCUAAAGAGGAUGAGCAUCAGCAGAGAAAACAAAUCUCUAUCAAUUUUGUUAUCUGUAUUCUUUUCCAAAAUGGCCUUGUGACUAAUAAAAGCAGCAGUUGAUAUCUU